AUGAUUUAACAGGUAAAACUAUUUCCUGGUGAUUUCGUUCAACUUUAAGAGUCACCAUUGACACAGGAAAACACACAUAUAAAUAAGCACACACGUACUCAUAAAAUAUAUCGUUCGAUAGACGAGUUCUGGUCUUGUAUGUUAUGUUUAGCGUCGAGUGAGACAUCGCACUCGACCCCAAACUUCCCAGGAUUCUUUGCUCGACUGUGUGCAAGUCUGUUUCAAACAUGGAGGAGAGGGAAAGAGAAACAGCAAAGUCUGGCAAAAAAGAAACAACACCUACAGCGUCCGAGCAUGAACCACCGGCUGGCAGUAGAGCCGGAGACGAUGGCGCAGAUAAAGUCGAUGUCUGCUCUGAUCACUUUGACCCUCUGCUGGCCUUGUACUCACCGUCUGUAUCAGUUCCUUUUCCAAACGUCAAAUGUUUCAAUAAUGUGGCUGCGUACGAGAGCUUCCUUAAGGGCGGUCGGGGCAGAGCCAAGCCGGAGAAUGUGGAGAAGAAGCGGCUGAAGGCGAUGAAAGGGGUGGCGGACCCGGACCGCAUCGAGAGGCUGAGGCGGCUCAUGGUCAACAACCCGCUGCCAGAUGAAGAGGAGGGUGGAAGCAGUAGAGCACCACGGAGCAGCAGGAGGAGGCAGAAGCCCCAGAAAAACGUCCUGACAAGGAUGCCCUUGUGUAAAGGCAGUCCACUGGGGGAGCUGCACCGAUGUGUUGAGGAGAGGAUAAGGGUCAAAGUUCACAUCAGGACCUUUAAAGGACUGAGGGGAGUGUGUUCUGGUUUUGUUGUGGCCUUCGAUAAGUUCUGGAACAUGGCUUUGGUAGAUGUAGAUGAGACGUACAGGGAGCCUCUGCUUGGAGAGGCUUUGUACCACGAGAAAGCUCUCACUAUUUCCCGGCUCUUUGAGAAGCUGAACCUUCAGGAAAGCUCAGGAGGUGACGAGCCAGCAAAGACGCAUAAAUCACAGGAACAAGCCGGCGAGCAUCAGCGCGCAAACCCCGACGCUCCUCCGCCAGCUCACAGCAGACGAGACGGCAGGGCUGAGUCCGUGCCGUCGCACGGUGGUAAACCCAAACACGAUAAAGGCAAAGCGCCGUUAAAGACCCAGGGCUCUGGAGCCUGUCAGAAGAAAGUCUCCCAGAAAUACGGAAAGGUUCAUACACGUCAUAUCAACCAGCUGUUCAUCAGAGGAGAGAGUGUUCUCCUAGUUAACCCACAGCCUCUCUGAUUUUUGUCACUCCAUUAUUUCAUAAAAAUGUUUUUUUAUUUAAAACUGAACAUCAGUAGUAAUAAAUGUGUGAAUGAUGAAAUGUUUGAGAGAUCUUUGAUUUGAUGAGAUUCAGAAAAAUCAAGGGUUAAAAUUGUAUCACAUUGAUAUGGAGGUUUCAGAGAAAUCAUCUUGAUUCAGAGAAAUAAAGAAAAAGCUUCUCAGUUGUAAUUCUAAUCA
Messenger RNA from Solea senegalensis (Senegalese sole), 1445 nucleotides. RefSeq names its product LSM11, U7 small nuclear RNA associated (gene lsm11). NCBI's taxonomy places the organism in Eukaryota, Metazoa, Chordata, Actinopteri, Pleuronectiformes, Soleidae. Gene Ontology annotation, molecular function: U7 snRNA binding. Gene Ontology annotation, biological process: mRNA 3'-end processing by stem-loop binding and cleavage. Gene Ontology annotation, cellular component: U7 snRNP. Bases 228 to 1226 code for a protein of 332 amino acids. The transcript has 4 exons. The record is from RefSeq and is a predicted model, not a curated record.